Molecule: messenger RNA, 1956 nt
Organism: Penicillium antarcticum
Lineage: Eukaryota; Fungi; Ascomycota; Eurotiomycetes; Eurotiales; Aspergillaceae
Product: fungal specific transcription factor domain-containing protein
Exons: 6
Biological process (GO): DNA-templated transcription
Cellular component (GO): nucleus
Molecular function (GO): zinc ion binding; DNA binding
Source: RefSeq, a predicted model, not a curated record
CUUCACACUCCGCAAUUACCGGACAAAGAUAGAAUUCUAAUCUUGAUUGAAGAAUAUUUCGCACAUGUUCAUCCCUUACGAUGCUAUGGUUUCGUGCAUAAACCUUCCUUCAUGCAACGAUUAGAUGAAGAUUUUGAUGCCUGUUGCAAUGAUGAAUCACUCCUUCAUAUUGUUUGCGCAUUGGGAGCAAAGUUCUUGGCUCUCGAUUACCAUUCUCAGUUUUCGCCCGAGUCAAUCCUCACAGCUGGGAAUCAGUGGGCCAAAAUCGCGAAGGCCCGCAUGUUUGUCGACUUGGACGACCUCUCCCUAGAAAAACUAAUGACCGCAAUUCUUCUCUAUGAUCACGAUCUUAGGAUCGGAAGCUAUGCGUCUGCUUUUAUGCUUUCUGGGGUUACUGCAAGGAUGUCACAAGCAUUGCAGCUGAAUCUUGAGAGCUCCUCCGACAUACUUUGUAAUGAGCCAGACUCUUCUUGUCCAGUAACUAAUGAAUCCAAGCGACGUCUGAUGUGGAGUUGCUAUGUUAUGGAUAGUUGGGUUGGUAGCGGUGUCAACCAGCUCACUCUCCUAGAAGACAAAGAUCUCAAGAUCCAGCUUCCUUGUCACAGCCAUAACUUCUCCUUGGGAACAGCCUGUAUCACCGAGACAUUGGAUGAAGAAAAGGUUCUGGGGUUCAUUCCUAGGGAGCAAACUCCUUCAAGGCCUGCCCAGAAUAUGGGGAUUGAGGCCUAUUUCAUCCGCCUCGUUAGCAGCCGGAAGAAAGUUCUCCGUUAUGUGAAGCACUUGGAUACUUCCAAGCCACCUUGGGAAGCUGAUUCCGAAUUUAUGCAAUUGGCAACCGAAUUUGCAAACUGGCGGCGAUAUCUACCCCAGAGCUUAAAGUGGAAUUCGGGAGCAAUUUACGCACGCAAAGAGUCAUCGCAGUUAGGGGCCUUGACACUACUUUGGUGUACCUAUCAUCAAACCCUGUGUGACCUCUACCGGAUUGGCAUGCCCAAUCUUUUUCGCAUUCGACGACAUCAUGAGUUUCCACCCGUUCAACAAGAUUUUCUGGAUAAUUGUCGCAGAGCUUGCUUUGACAACUCUCGUGAACUCUCAAAGAUUCUUGCCGAAGCUUCACGGCAUGGUAUGAAAGCUCUGUCGGAUACUUGGCUAUGUAUCAUUGCACAUGACAGCACGAAGGUCAUGUUAUAUUUCCUGAAGCAGAAAUCACAAUCUCCCAAUGCUCUAAGUGUAUUCGAAGUCGAGGAAACUGCGGCCCUUAUUAAAAAGAACAUGGAAGCGCUCAUGCAAAUGAGAUCUCUUGUUGCAACAGCAGAGCACUGCUAUCUCUCAGUUGUCAAAAUGAUGAUUGCAGCAGGCCUCCACCCUCAAAUUCCACAUGCACCCAUGCCUGAGCGGGAGCCGGAUGGAAAUGACGAACGGUAUGUUUUCCAGUACAUUGUUGCCACUGGAUCACUGAACUCUCUUAGAUCUUCUCCUGAAUCGCCAAUUCAAGAAUCACCCGAAGCCGUCUUGAACCCUCUUGCAAUUUACCGCAUGGCACGCACAGCCUUGCAUGGCAAAGACUCACGAGGAUCAACCUCAAAUUCUCCCUCAACCACGAAAACAAACUCGCCUAGACAUUUCCAAUCUAGAAAACGCCAGCAAUCUCAGCAAACCUCCAGACAGGAACAAACACAAGGUCUACAGAGGUCUCAGAUCGAAGACAGAACAGACAUGCUACCACCCUUUGAUAUUGGUUCCGCUCCAAUAAGACCCGAUGAUACGCCAUUCAAUUUUAGUGCCUUCCCAAACUUCCCACCCCUUGGUACUGUUGGGUCAUGGGAUCCCUCUGAAGUGGCCAUUAUGAAUAUGAUUGAUGAUCGGACCGCUCCUUGGUCUGCGGAAUAUUUGACUGAUGACCAAUUAUACGAUACUUCAAACAACACAACUCCUUUUAUCUACUCUGCGCCGUAA